AUGUGGACAGGAUCAGGACAGAGAGGAAGAAGGCACGACAGACAAAGAACAAAUACGGUGGCGUCGAAGGAGGCGCUGGGAUGGGCUUCAGUAGCUCAUCGGGCAGAUAUGGAGGCUUUGGCAGCGAAAGCGCUGGUUACGGAGGGGGUAGCGCAACUUUUGGCGGCAGCUCAAGAGCAGUAUACGGCGAUGGAGGUGGUUUCGGUGGCGAAGCGAGCACCGAAGAGUACGAUGAAGGUCCAGGCCGAACACGUGCUGAUAAGUUCGACGAGUACGACGAGUAUGACGAUGGCGGCGCACAGGCUCGACCAGCCAGGCGGAAAGGCGAUGUCGCGGCGAAACGAGCAGCACCAAAGAAAGCAGCAGCCCCUCCGAAGCCCAAAGAACCAGAGGUCGACCUCUUCGAUUUCGGGGAUGAGCCGGCCACGACAAUCACAGCGCCGUCGAAUGGUGCAGCAAGCUCGGCGGCCGUUCUGGCACCACCAUCGUCUCAGCCCGCUCAGCCAACAGACGAUGACGAUGAUUUCGACGACUUCCAAUCUGCCACUCCAGCUGCUCCCUCUGCACCCGCGAAGACUGUGCCGAGCAUUCCUGCACCGAACUACAGUUCUUUCUCUACUGCCGCUCCGACUACCACCACACAGUACGCGCAGCCGACUCCGCAAUCAAGCGGCCAGAACGCGGCUUUCAGCAACAUCCUUUCGACUGCGUCUCCACCACCAGGCAGCGCGUCGACCCCGCUCGGUAGCAUCGCUUCUCCCAAGCCCACAGGCUAUCAGCCCUCUGGACCGAAUUACUUUCAAUCAGUGCAGGUUGCGAGCCAAUCCACUGGUGGCUCUUUCAGCUCGCAAGUCAAGUCGCCUGGAGCAGGUCAAAUUGGCGCAAAGCCUGCGGCCAAGUCGGGAGGUGGUGAUGCUUUUGCUAGUCUGCUGGGAGGCGCUGGACUCAAAAGCAAGGGGCCUGCGCAGAAGGGUCCAACCAUUGCAGACAUGGCGAAGCAGAAAACUCAGGCUGGUCUGUAUGGAGCCAAUGCGCCAGCUGCUGCUGCUCCGGCAACUUCUGCUCAACCAAAGCCCAGUACUGGCAGUAGCGGGCUGGACGAUCUCUUGGGUUAGAUAG
This is a messenger RNA of Cercospora beticola, 1119 nucleotides long. RefSeq names its product ENTH domain-containing protein. Lineage: Eukaryota; Fungi; Ascomycota; Dothideomycetes; Mycosphaerellales; Mycosphaerellaceae. Gene Ontology annotation, molecular function: phospholipid binding; clathrin binding. Gene Ontology annotation, cellular component: plasma membrane; clathrin vesicle coat; endosome. Gene Ontology annotation, biological process: Golgi to endosome transport; endocytosis. The record is from RefSeq and is a predicted model, not a curated record.